This is a messenger RNA of Salvia miltiorrhiza (redroot sage), 1228 nucleotides long. RefSeq names its product ADP-ribosylation factor 1-like. NCBI's taxonomy places the organism in Eukaryota, Viridiplantae, Streptophyta, Magnoliopsida, Lamiales, Lamiaceae. Gene Ontology annotation, molecular function: GTPase activity; GTP binding. The transcript is spliced from 8 exons. Gene Ontology annotation, cellular component: Golgi apparatus; cytoplasm. Gene Ontology annotation, biological process: vesicle-mediated transport; intracellular protein transport. Bases 415 to 963 code for a protein of 182 amino acids. The record is from RefSeq and is a predicted model, not a curated record.
CUUAAGCGAAUUUAUCACACAAAAAAGAAAAGAAAAAGACAAACAAAGCGAAUUAAAAAGAAGAAAACAACAAUCAACGCAAAAAAGAAAAAGAAAAGAAAAGCCACGUUUACUUAUGUAGAAACCAAGUUUGGUCCCAUGUGUCCCGAAUCUCUGUUAAAAUAGCAAAUUCGCCACCAUUACUUCUGAUAUUCACAAUUCAACCCACCCAAAUCGCAUUCAUUCUCUCCGGUAGAUCCUCCCAUUUGCGUCCUCUACUGCAAACUUUAGCUACGCUACGUAAUAGUGGCUACAAUUUCAUUGUUGCGAAACUCCUUUGAAGGAUGAUAAAGUGCUGAUAUUUUGCUCGAACCAAUCUGGAGUUUUCGAAUUCUUUUUCCUCGUGAGAUCGAAUUUGAAGGUGAAGAGAGAGUGAUGGGAAUUGUUUUUACGCGGUUGUUUUCGUCGCUGUUUGGGAAUAAGGAAGCUCGGAUCCUUGUCCUGGGGCUCGACAAUGCGGGAAAAACUACCAUUCUUUAUCGGCUUCAGAUGGGCGAAGUUGUCUCCACUAUUCCAACAAUUGGGUUCAAUGUGGAAACCGUUCAAUAUAACAACAUAAAGUUUCAAGUUUGGGACCUAGGUGGACAAACUAGUAUCAGGCCAUACUGGAGGUGUUAUUUUCCUAACACGCAAGCUAUAAUAUAUGUUGUUGAUUCAAGUGAUACUGAUAGGCUGAUGAUAGCCAAAGAAGAAUUUCAUGCAAUAUUGGAGGAGGAAGAGCUAAAAGGUUCUGUUGUCCUCUUAUUUGCAAACAAACAGGAUCUUCCUGGGGCACUUGAUGAUGCUGCCAUAACAGAAGCGUUAGAGUUGCACAAGAUCAAGAACCGCCAGUGGGCCAUUUUUAAAACUUCUGCCAUAAAAGGAGAAGGCCUUUUCGAGGGCUUGGACUGGUUAAGUAAUACGCUGAAAUCUGGAGGUAGUUGAAUUCUGGACGAGAGUUGGAUGAUUUUUGUGAUUGUGCCAGUGCUGAUCUGUGACGAUCUGACAGUUAACGGUAUGGUCUGUAUUGAGAUUCCAUGUGUUGUUAUCUUCUUUACCUGGGAUCCUGAACAGACCGUUGAUAUGAAAUUAUAUCUUGAAGUGAAAUUAUCUCCUUUCCCCAUUCCAUUAUUCUGAACUCGUGUUCCAAAAUUGUCUAUUGUCUAGAUAAUUUCUUUUUCGAUAUAAAAGAAAUUACAUCUUCCAUUCA